Molecule: messenger RNA, 1504 nt
Organism: Aedes aegypti (yellow fever mosquito)
Lineage: Eukaryota; Metazoa; Arthropoda; Insecta; Diptera; Culicidae
Exons: 4
Source: RefSeq, a predicted model, not a curated record
ACACUGCUGUUUUUCGUCUUGUUCUGUACCCUCCUACCAAGCAUUCGUUAUCAGCUAUGCAACCGUUUCGACAACUCGAAAACUGUGGAUUGCAUUUCUGGCGAAUCGAUACCCGUACUUGAAGUUCGCUCGUACAAAUAACAUCCGAAGCUUAGUGGAUACUUCUAGGAAUCCAGGAGUUUUUCAUAUACUUUUGCAGGUUGAAGGAAAGUAUCAUCGAAAUGAAAUUCAACUAAAAAUAACCGAUCACGUUCUGGCCCGGCGUGAUCACUAUGGUAGACCGUGCUUUUCAAGGCUAAAGUUCCCUCUGAUUUCCUGUUGGGGCCAAUAUGCGUUUGUGAAGAAAACCAAGGAUUUCAACAUCGACAAUCACAUUAUUCUUGCGCCUUCGUUACAUCGAGGUCGUCCUUUAACUGAGGCUAACCUUCAAGACUAUGUGAGCGACAUCAUAUCUAAAUAUAUGCCACCGGAGAUACCUCCUUGGCAGAUUUUUUGCAUUCCGAUGGCAUACGGGGGAACGGCCAGUGGUUCAGCAGAAUGCGACGCUAGUGCUCCCUACUAUUACCUGUUGUACCGUAUUCAUCAUCUUCUUCUGGAAGAGCAACAAAACCUAAGAAUCUCUGACCUGCUUCUGAUAGACAGACGAAUUGAAAACGAGAAGAGAAUUUCUGAUUGCGACUCUAUAUUUGCCAAUUUGCUGGAACGUCCAGUCUACCUGCCCCGAAUUUGGAAUGACAUAGGUGCCACCAUCAGCAACAAAUGGAACGAAUUUAUCUACCAACACGAUCCUUUGGAAUCGCCUGACAUUGAGAAGAAGCACAUUGCCGGAGUACAACAGCUCGUUUCGGUAGUCUUGAUAGCAGUGGUCACAGUGGUGUCAGACUUCUCCAAAGGAUUCUCCAAAGUUCCGGGCAAUCCGUUGAUGAAGAUAGACUACCUCAAAUCGCUAAUUGAUCGUGAAAUUCAACGAAGGAAUCUUAAUCUGCGUACCAUUUGGAAUGCCAUAAUGAUGUCCAUCGAUCCAAUCAAUGUUGUAAAAGAAUUAAUAUUUCUAUUUUGGAAAGUUGGUGCUACCCUAACGUUGAUGCUGCCCUGGUACGUGUUCCAGGAAAUGGAAGCCGUAAGGAUCUACAUUUUGAUGAAGAAAAUCAAACGGAUCACGCUGAUCGGAUUCGCACUGGAGUAUCUGCCGGUUUGCUUCGGAGCAUUCCUUGAGUAUUGGAAGGGAGUGAAACUUUUCUAUUCAGCUCCUAAGCUAGUCUUCGAAGAGCUGUUCGAACAUAAGCCAAACACUGAACACUACUUACAGAACGUGUCGCUAUGCGGGAGAAAGGUUGUGUCCUGGUCGGAAAGAGUUCGAUCAACUGAACUUCAGGCGACCCGUUCGGAUCAACCUGCAGCUCAACGAACAGGUAACGUCAGUUUUUCCUUUUUAGUCGGGAUAUGCAAUUAUAUGUUUCAUUUAGGGUUUAUCCAUACACAAAAAUGAAACGCGGGCAAUGGA